Molecule: messenger RNA, 2268 nt
Organism: Lindgomyces ingoldianus
Lineage: Eukaryota; Fungi; Ascomycota; Dothideomycetes; Pleosporales; Lindgomycetaceae
Exons: 11
Coding region: 1-2268 (755 amino acids)
Source: RefSeq, a predicted model, not a curated record
AUGAAUAUACCCAAGGGCAGUCCCCGUCUCUUGCAAUCUUCCUUCAACGACCUUUUAGAUUGUUCAUCACAUUGUAGAUCAUUCUACGUACACUCAUUACUUCCUUUCCAGUCACUCAUUUCAUUUAUUCAGGAUGCCUUCCUCAUCACUCUUUCUAAAGGCGGCUCCAUGACUGCGGAUGCCUACUAUGCAGAUCCUUCCGCCUACUACCCCGGCCCCUCCUCUUCUGCUGGCGCCUAUGGUUCGUCUGCAGCACCGUAUGGGUUCAAGAAUGCCACGAGUACCCCUUGCACCAAGUCCAAGGCCUCGCCAACUCCCAUUCAUGCUUAUGGUAACGGGAAAUAUACGAUUAAAUAUUCUCUCCACUCGUCUAAGACAACCGCGACCACGCAAGCCAGCGCUUCUCACCCAUCCUCUGCCACUGACCCCUAUAAAACGACGACAAUCACGACCCAUUAUGUCGACGUCUGUUCCACGGGCUAUACCACAAUUUCAACAACCCUUACCGUAACCUAUCCCCUGCCGACCAGCCACGCAGCGUCUUCUUCUGGGAAGCCACUGCCCACUCCCGGCAAACCUCUUACCACUCCCGCCGCUUCCUGCCCGCCAGGCUUCACGGUGACUGCGAAAUACUGCGCGUCUGGUUGCGGCGCUUACCCUACCACCGUAACCGUCACAAUCCCCGUUACCGUUUUCACACAUAAGCCGACUGGCCCUAGCCCGCCUACCUACCAUGCUUCUCCGUUGUACAGCAUAUACAACACCACUCGCAGCAGCACCGCCACCGGUGCUUCCCACCCAACCGCCCACGCUCCCGGCCCCGUUGAUCCCCUAGAUCCCAUUGAUGCGUAUGACAAGCUUGAUGUGUCAUACAUUCUUCCCGCUACCUUAAAAGUCACCAGCACCGUCACAAAGAUUGUGACAGUGUCCGUUCACGGAGUCCCCGCAACAGGCAAUCCUGUUGCUUUUACCUCGGCUUCAUGCCGCACUGUGACAGUGUCGGUCCUUCGAGCUCCCUCCUCAGGGAAGCCUGCUACAUUCACCACUGCGCCGUCUGGUAAGGGUGAUUCUACGGUUCCACACAGCACUGCCACUGGUUCUGUGCCCGCCAAGUUACCAAGUGUUUCCGGAAAGCCUUCCAGUGUUUCUGGCAAGCCAUCAAGCAUCUCCGGCAAACCCUCGAGCGUCACCGGCAAGCCCUCAAGCGUUUCCGGUAAGCCCUCGAGCGUUUCCGGCAAGCCCUCGAGCGUUUCCGGCAAGCCCUCGAGCGUUUCCGGCAAGCCCUCGAGCAUUUCCGGCAAGCCCUCGAGCGUUUCGAUCAAUCUUGUACCGACAAGCGUCAAGCCGAGCGCGGUAGCUUAUUUUACUGGUGGGGCGACGAGCUUGAAGGUUACUGAAAUGUUUGAUUAUUUUUGGAAGGGGUGUGGGUGGAUAUACCAGAAUUACGCACUCGCAACGUUCAUUAUCCACUCAAAAGUCCGACUUUUCAUGUCAUAUUAUGUUAAGAAGUUCCUGCUUCCUUCGCAUGGCUUCGUAGUGACAGAUUUUACUUUGCCCCCCAAGGAACUGUUUCAGAAUGGGGCCUCGGAGCUGCGUUUCAAAGGGUGGUACUAUGCCGAUCCUUUCCUUGGAACCCUAAGUAGUAACGAAGGGUUUGACAAAAUCGUAACCCGAUCCAAAAAGGAUAGCACUCUGAGCGGAAGUCGCAGCGUCGGGUUACGUUGGCUUCCAGCAUUUGAUCUAGAGAAAGGCGCAAGCCAAGUCUCAUAUAUGGCACAACCCUGUGUUGUGCAUGUUUCCUCUUAUUGUCAAACUUACGCUAGUGCACCCACUGACCCCAACUCCACUUCCCGUUGUAACUUAUUUGAUUCUUCCAUCUUCAGUCUUCUUGUCCUCACUACUGUCAAAGGCCCUGGAACUCAUCAGUUAAAGAGCUUGAUACGAUUAUACUGUAGUAGCUACUCCAAAUAUUUCCUUCCUAAUUUUUGUUCCAAAAAUGUUCCAAAGAAGCUCACAAAGGCACGUGAGGGCUUUCACAUAUUCGUAGCGGAACACAACGUUCUGUACAGAAACCAGAACUUCGUAUGUACCGCAACUAGUCGUUCACCGUUCUUCGCGCUAAGGAUUGAGCUAGCGGAAACGGGAAUAGAGGCAGCAUCAGAUCGGUUUCCUGUAUUUUUCAGUCAUACAAAAUCUGACAUGUUUGAUUCACCAUUUAUUGUCCAACCCUAUACCUCCACCUCCUCAUUGCUAGCAGCAGCUAAGUAA